ACGGGAAGUUUGAACGCAGACAAAACGUUAAUAGGAAUAUCAUCAAAUUUCCAUUGCCAGGAGGCCGUAAAGUUGAAGCCGUUUGCUAAGAACUGCGCAGAAAUGGCCACUUCUGAUGUGGUAAUGGAAGCAGACAGCGGAUUUGUGCGCAACAUACGGUCUCCUGGCUCAUCAGAUCUUAUUAUAAAGGUUAACGGGAGGGAUGUAGACGAAUAUGACGAGGAACGGGAUGAAAUGAUUGGAGAAGGCUUGUUCUCUUUCGAUGAAGAUAUGGUGCCAGAAAAAGAAACGGGUAAUUUAAAUGAAAGGUCUGCGAUGUUAGAUCUAUUUUACGAUGUUCACUCCAAUGAUUCUGGUAAUUUUGAUAUGUCUCAGGCGCAUUUGACUUUUAAUGAAGGCAGUGCGGAUAUGACUGCUAGAGCAAGACACCUUGAAAAUUCACGGGUUAUGGAGAGAGAUCUGCAUGCAAGCUCAGUAGAAUUGGAAGAUGAAGAGGCGGAACCAUUCCAAAAAACAAGCUCUUUGGCAUAUGGCUGUUCGCUUCCAAUAACGAUUCCUUCAGGUCGUUUUUGGCCACCACGCGAUGCCAUUGAUAGCAUUGAAGACAGGGAGAUCCUUGAUUUUGGUGAAAACCGUAAACUGAUUGACAAAACUAUUUUGCCUCAGCGCUCGCCAAAAAAUCUCUAUGGCGAGAUGCGUGCCCAGGCUCGUUCAAUUCAGGCGGCUGACGAUCCGGAACGUUUAUUUGGAGAGCGUCCGUCACGACGUCGUUAUCAAACGGGUGAAGGAUGGAUCACAUCUCAGGUAAAUGCACCACUGCAGAUGUACACUGAUGGUGUUGAUGCCACGGUUGCUGCUGAUGUGGAAGAACAAAUAUCGUAUUAA
Molecule: messenger RNA, 885 nt
Organism: Acanthocheilonema viteae
Lineage: Eukaryota; Metazoa; Nematoda; Chromadorea; Rhabditida; Onchocercidae
Source: the annotation of a GenBank genome assembly